Olea europaea var. sylvestris is the source of this 1071-nucleotide messenger RNA. RefSeq names its product photosystem II 22 kDa protein, chloroplastic. The record is from RefSeq and is a predicted model, not a curated record. The transcript is spliced from 4 exons. Lineage: Eukaryota; Viridiplantae; Streptophyta; Magnoliopsida; Lamiales; Oleaceae. The coding region runs from base 150 to 959 and encodes 269 amino acids.
AACAUAUCAUUCGUGUGUGUGAUAGAGAAACUCUUACAAAAAUAUUGGACUAAUUCUAUACACUGAUACACAGUACUAUGAUAUAUUCUCCGUUGGUAUAACAUUAUCACUCUCUUUCUCUCUCGCACACAACACACGCUCAAUCUGCCAUGGCUCAAACCAUGCUACUCUCUGCUGGUAGUACUGUUUCUGGGCAUGCAUUGGAUCUGAAGAAGGACCCAUUGAUGAUGCAGAGAUUAAAACCGAAGCCCUUUUCUCAUUUCGUUUUACCUCCCAAAACUUCAUCUCCUUUAUCUUCAUCAACUACUACUGUUGCACUCUUCAAGUCGAAGACGAAAGCACCGGCCAAGAAGGUUCCAGUGGUGAAGGAAAAGCCAAAGGUGGAAGAUGGCAUUUUUGGAACAUCGGGAGGAUUUGGUUUCACCAAGGAAAAUGAACUCUUUGUGGGUCGUGUUGCCAUGAUUGGAUUCGCGGCAUCUUUGUUGGGAGAAGCAGUUACAGGAAAGGGAAUUUUGGCACAAUUGAAUUUGGAAACUGGAAUCCCUCUUUAUGAAGCUGAACCUCUUCUUCUCUUCUUCAUCCUCUUCAAUCUCCUCGGAGCCAUAGGCGCUUUGGGUGAUCGUGGUCGUUUCGUUGAUGAUCCUCCGACCGGACUUGACAAGGCUGUUAUUGCCCCCGGCAAGGGAAUUCGGGGUGCAUUAGGUCUUGGAGAUGGUCCACUUUUUGGAUUCACAAAAUCAAAUGAACUAUUUGUCGGAAGAUUGGCUCAAUUGGGAAUUGUUUUCUCCAUAAUUGGAGAAAUAGUAACAGGAAAAGGGGCUUUGGCACAGUUGAAUAUAGAAACUGGAGUGCCCAUAAAUGAACUUGAACCUCUUCUGUUGUUCAACAUUGUCUUCUUCUUCAUUGCAGCCAUUAAUCCUGGUACUGGAAAAUUUGUUACUGAUGAGGAAGAAGCAUGAGUUUGUGUACCUAGUUUAUUUAAUUAAGGAGAAAACUAUCAAUUCCAAUAUAUAUUUUGUAAUUAGUGGGAACUUUGUCAUUUAAUUUUAAGAGAUUUUCUUCGACUCGAUC